Messenger RNA from Megalops cyprinoides (Indo-Pacific tarpon), 2338 nucleotides. Its product is annotated as calpain-2 catalytic subunit-like. Bases 90 to 2189 code for a protein of 699 amino acids. The transcript is spliced from 21 exons. The record is from RefSeq and is a predicted model, not a curated record. Gene Ontology annotation, molecular function: calcium ion binding; calcium-dependent cysteine-type endopeptidase activity. NCBI's taxonomy places the organism in Eukaryota, Metazoa, Chordata, Actinopteri, Elopiformes, Megalopidae. Gene Ontology annotation, cellular component: cytoplasm. Gene Ontology annotation, biological process: proteolysis.
GCCAGCCGAGCGUUACCUUCCUCACAGAAUCCCAGUGAUCCAUUCAGUCCAACCACACUCAGUGAAACCCUCCAAUCAAGUCAUUCAACAUGUCGUCCAUCGCAGACCGUCUGGCCCGCCGUCAGGACAGGGCCCAGGGCGUGGGGACCAACGAGAAUGCAGUGAAGUACUGUCAGCAGGACUAUGAGGCUCUGAAAAGGCAGUGCCUGGAGAGGGGUUGUCUGUUUGAGGAUGAUUGUUUCCCUGCCAAGCCCUCGUCCCUGGGGUUCAACGAGCUGGGACCGUACUCCUCCAAGACCCGGGGGCUGGUGUGGAAGAGGCCAUCGGAGCUGUGUUCCAAUCCUAAAUUCAUAGAUGACGGAGCCACAAGAACAGACAUCUGCCAAGGAGCUCUAGGGGACUGCUGGCUGCUGGCAGCCAUUGCAUCUCUGACUCUGGAUCAGGACAUCCUGGCCCGUGUGAUUCCUCCUGGACAGAGCUUCGACGAGGACUACGCCGGGAUCUUUCACUUCCAGUUCUGGCAGUUUGGAGAGUGGGUGGACGUGGUGAUUGACGACAGGCUUCCCACCAGAGAUGGAAAGCUGCUGUUUGUUCACUCAGCCGAGGGCUCAGAGUUCUGGAGCGCCCUGCUGGAGAAGGCCUAUGCCAAGGUGAACGGAUGCUAUGAGGCUCUCUCUGGUGGGUCAACCACAGAGGGCUUUGAGGACUUCACAGGGGGGAUCUCGGAGAUGUACGAGCUGGCCAAAGCCCCCCCGCACCUCUUCAAAAUCAUUCAGAAGGCGCUGGGACUGGGGUCUCUCUUGGGGUGCUCCAUUGAUAUCACCAGUGCUGCUGACACAGAGGCCGUCACAAUGCUGAAACUGGUGAAGGGCCAUGCAUACUCUCUCACUGGGGCUGAAGAGGUGCAUGUUCGUGGGCGUCCUGAACAGCUGGUGCGGGUGCGGAAUCCCUGGGGUCAAGUGGAGUGGACAGGGGCAUGGAGUGAUGGAUCUCGUGAAUGGGACCAGAUCCUCCCAGAAGAGAAAGCUAAACUGAAUAGUGUUGUUGACGAUGGAGAAUUCUGGAUGUCCUACUCGGAUUUUGUGAGGAACUUCUCCAGGCUGGAGAUCUGUAACCUGACCCCAGACACACUGAGCAGCGACGAGGUGGGCCGCUGGAACAGCUACCAGUUCGAGGGCAUGUGGAGGGUGGGCUCCACAGCUGGGGGCUGCAGAAACCACCCAGCCACGUUCUGCUCCAACCCCCAGUUUGCCAUCAAGCUGGAGGAUGUAGAUGAUGACCCCCUGACUGAGGACGGCUGCACCUUCCUGGUGGGUCUGAUGCAGAAAGAUGGCCGCAAGGAGAGACGGUUUGGCCGGGACCUCAAUACCAUUGGAUUCGCCAUAUACAAGGUGCCUGAUGAGUACAAGGGCCGUACCAACAUCCACCUGGGCCCGGAUGUGCUGCUGCGGCAGCGCUCGGUGGCCAUGAGCCACACCUUCAUCAACAUGCGCGAGAUCUGCGACCGCUUCUGCCUGCCCCCCGGGGACUACGUCAUCAUCCCCUCCACCUUCGAGCCGCACAAGAAGGGCAGCUUCGUCCUGAGAGUGUUCUCCGAGAAGCAGGCCGCGGCCAGGAAAAUGGAAUCAGAUAUCAAAGCAAAACUGGAGGAGCCUGAAAUCUCAGAGCGCGAUGUGGAUCCCCAUUUCAAACAUUUGUUCAAGGGAAUUGCUGGAAGCGAUUCUGAAGUGUCUGUUUAUGAACUUGUCCAAAUUUUGAACAAUGUUGUGUCAAAAAGGGCUGAUAUCAAGACAGAUGGAUUUAGCCUGGAGACUGGUCGUCACAUCAUCAGUCUAUUAGAUAAAGACGGAAGUGCCACACUGGGCCUGACAGAGUUCCAUUUGCUGUGGAUGAAAAUCCAGAAGUAUCUGGAAAUCUUCAAGAGGCACGACACAGACAACUCUGGGACCAUGAGUUCCCAUGAGAUGAGAGGAGCUCUGUCUCAAGCAGGGUUCCAGAUAAACGGCUCCGUUCUGCAGAUCUUAGUCUGUCGCUACGCUAACCCUGAAUAUGCCAUAGACUUCGACAGCUUUGUGAGCUGCCUGAUCCGGCUGGAGAUGCUCUUCAAAAUAUUUCAAACACUUGAUAAAGCUAAAACUGGAAAGAUUGAGCUGAAUAUGUUGCAGUGGUUAUGCCUGGCGAUCAAUUAAAUAUCAGAAGAUCCUUACUUGGCUGGGAACUUGGAGAUCCUCUGAUUGCGCUAUACUGAAAUCAACGAAAAAUGUCAUGCAGAUUUCACAUUUUAAUUGGAAAUUAUUUUACUUUUGUAUGAAACAUACUUAUUAUACUUUGGUCAGCG